This is a messenger RNA of Meloidogyne enterolobii, 209 nucleotides long. The record is from the annotation of a GenBank genome assembly. Lineage: Eukaryota; Metazoa; Nematoda; Chromadorea; Rhabditida; Meloidogynidae.
AAAAAUGAAUAAAUUCCACAUUCUUUUACUUCUACUAGUGAUUUUUACUAUUACCGUAUUGUGUGAAGCAACACAAACUGCUGCUCUUGCUAAUUCUGAUUCUCAUAUGUUGGGAAAAAGGGAGGUUGCAGCAAUAAGAGCAAAACGCUUUGGAUGGGGUUGCUGUGGUGGAGGCGGUAUCGGACUCUUCUGGGGCGGCCGAUGAUUCU